Molecule: messenger RNA, 456 nt
Organism: Lactuca saligna
Lineage: Eukaryota; Viridiplantae; Streptophyta; Magnoliopsida; Asterales; Asteraceae
Source: the annotation of a GenBank genome assembly
AUGGAGGAUGACGUUGAUGUUUUUCCUUCUGUAGCUCGCAUUCCUGAUGCGAUGCUUCAAAAAGUUGAUCCUGUCAAUCCAGUUCUGGUCGAAUACUUGACAACAAUUAUGCCUUCAAUUGAAGCUGAAAAAUUGUUGGAUGCUUCAGCUGAAGCUAAAGGUGAUAAAGUUUUGAAGAAGAAGGAUCAUCCACUCAUAGUUACUGAACUUAUCAUUCCUGAAAAAGAGGUUGUUGAUAUGAAAUAUGGUGUUCUUAAACGAUUGAAGAAAAUGGCUUAUAGUUCACAUGAAAAAUCGAUAAGUUUUUCUCUAAAAUUUCAUUAUAAACCUCAAUUGACACGAAAGGGGGUGGUCUCUUGUGAAAUUCCAUCACAUGUUUCUCCAAAAUCUAAGAAGAGGUGUGCUGAAGACAUGGCCAAACACAUUUCUACGAAACAGAAGAAACAAAAGAAGUAG